Messenger RNA from Penicillium macrosclerotiorum, 1653 nucleotides. RefSeq names its product putative acid phosphatase. NCBI's taxonomy places the organism in Eukaryota, Fungi, Ascomycota, Eurotiomycetes, Eurotiales, Aspergillaceae. Gene Ontology annotation, biological process: dephosphorylation. Bases 1 to 1653 code for a protein of 550 amino acids. The transcript is spliced from 5 exons. The record is from RefSeq and is a predicted model, not a curated record. Gene Ontology annotation, molecular function: phosphatase activity.
AUGACGACUCUCAUCCCUCGCGAGCCCUACUCCCCCGAGGAGCUGGAGCGGCUGUACCCAAAGGGCUUGAAGCUGCAAUUAGUGCAAGUGGUGAGUUCCAGAAGCUCCAAUCCCCGCCCAAUGUCACGCUUAGCUCGGCUAGUAACUAAUCCCGGUCUUCAGUUCCUGCGUCAUGGUGGAUCCCUGACCAUUCAUAGGCGAACGUACACCGGUUUCUUCGCGGUUUCAAAAUACUGGCCGUAUUGUGGCGUCGCAAGACGCAUGGUCCAAAUGGCUUCCAGCAAGCAAGACCUUUCGUCAUGGGAGGGCUUCCAAUGGCGCCGGAAGAUGGAGGCUUUCGGUAACAAUGAUGAGUCCGUUGUCGCCAUGGGACCUGGAGCAGAGAUUGAAGCUAUAUGCCAGCAUGGCGAGCUCACCGACAAGGGCCGCGAAACGACGUAUGCGCUAGGCCAGCGCAUGCGUCACCUCUACGUGGAUCAGCUUGGAUUUAUGCCAAAGGUCAAGUCUGAUACCGAGGAUAUGUACUUGCGCGCUACUCCAAUUCCCCGCGCCCUGGAGUCGAUGCAGCAGGCUUUCUGGGGCAUGUACCCGCCCAGUGCACGCACUCAGGAUUUCCCACCCCCGGUGAUCGUGGCUCGCUCUGUUUCGGAAGAAACUCUGUUUCCGAACGAGGGGAAUUGCCGCAGAUUCCGACAACUUGCUCGUCUAUUCGCGGAUCGCGCCGCGGCACGAUGGAACGAUUCUGAACAGAUGAAUUAUCUGAACAGCCUCUGGUCAAAGUAUAUGCCAGAGACCUCGCCAAAGGUGGCCGUUGAUGCUCAUCCCCGUCUUUCCGGUAUCAUGGAUACCGUAAAUGCUACUGACGCCCAUGGCCCCGCUACCAAGCUCCCCUCGGAAUUCUAUGACAAGAAGGGCCGCGCCGUUAUGGAUCGUAUUGCGGUCGAGGAAUGGUUCGCCGGCUACAACGAGAGCAACGAAUAUCGCAAGCUCGGCAUUGGUGCUCUCAUGGGUGACGUUGUCGACCGUAUGGUCAGCACGGCGGUAGAUGGUGGCUGGCGCAGCGAGAGCUCUGCCUCGGGCACUGGUACUCACGAAACCGGCAAGGCUAUCAAGUUUGCCAUGAGUGGAUGUCACGACACCACCCUUGCAGCUAUUCUAUCGAGUGUGGGCGGCUUCCAGGAUGAGUCAUGGCCGCCAUUCACCUCCUCUGUCGCAGUCGAGCUCUUUUCCCAGGCCCCAAGCAACAGUGCGAAUGCCGGCACCAUGCUUGAGGAGUUCUCCAAUCCACUCGUUGCACCCAAGAAGCCCGGUGUUCUCUCGUCCCUUCUUGGCGGCGGCAAGUCUACGCCCAAACAGCCCGUCCCCUCGGAAACCGCACGCACCCCUCUUGCUUCUUUCCCCGAGGAGACUCGCGAGUCCCUGCGCCGAUACUAUGUCCGCAUUCGAUAUAAUGAUCGCCCUGUGCGUAUCCCUGGCUGUGCUGCCAAGGCUGAGAAUCACCUCCCUGGCGACGACAGCUUCUGCACGCUGGAUGCCUUCAAGGAGAUUGUUGAUAAAUUUACACCAAAGAGCUGGCAGGCCGAAUGCAUGCAAAACCUCGGCGAGGGUAUGCACGGCCCUAAUGAUGCGAACCGCGUCCCCGCCGGCUUCUAG